Prunus persica (peach) is the source of this 1723-nucleotide messenger RNA. Its product is annotated as UDP-glycosyltransferase 73C1. Lineage: Eukaryota; Viridiplantae; Streptophyta; Magnoliopsida; Rosales; Rosaceae. The coding region runs from base 48 to 1526 and encodes 492 amino acids. The record is from RefSeq and is a predicted model, not a curated record. Gene Ontology annotation, molecular function: UDP-glycosyltransferase activity. The transcript has a single exon.
AACCCAAGCAAGAGGGUCUACUUCAUAGAGCAACAAUUUUAUUUUCCAUGGCUUCCCGUGAUGAAGAGCGCCAGCUUCACUUUGUCUUGUUUCCUUUCAUGGCCCAAGGCCACAUGAUCCCAAUGAUGGACUUUGCCAGGCUGUUGGCACAAAGAGGCAUCACCAUCACCAUAGUCACCACCCCGCAUAAUGCCGCCCGUUUUCGAACAGUUGUUACUCGUGCCAUACAAUCUGCGCUCCAAAUCCGGUUGGUCCAACUGAGAUUUCCAUCUGAAGAAGCAGGGUUGCCGGACGGAUGUGAGAACCUUGACAUGCUACCUGCAAUAGGUUCGGCAGAUAAAUUUUUUUUUGCAACUGCCCUGCUACAACAGCCGGCAGAGAAAUUGUUUGAAGAGCUAACUCCCAAGCCAAAUGCAAUAUUCUCUGACGUGUGUUUGCCAUGGACAAUCAGCAUUGCUCAAAAGUUUCACAUUCCAAGGAUAUCAUUCAGUGGAUUCUGUUGCUUUUGCCUCCUUUGCGUCCACAGUUUACAUACAUCCAAGGUUCUUGAGAAUGUAACGUCUGAUUCGGAGUACUUUGUUGUGCCUGACUUCCCCAAUCGAUUCGAGGUUACCAAAGCUCAGUUGCCAGGACCCCUGACUCCAAAUAUGACAGAUUUUUAUGACCAACUUGAAGCAGCCGAGAAGGCAACAUAUGGGAUAAUCAUGAAUACUUUUGAAGAAUUGGAGCCAGCAUAUGUUGAAGCAUACAAGAAGGCGGCUAAAGUCUGGUGUAUAGGCCCGGCUUCGCUAUGCAACAAAGAUGACUUGGAUAAGGCGCAUAGAGGUAACGAGGCCUCCAUUGAUGAACAUCACUGCUUGAAGUGGCUUGACUCAUGGGAACCAAGUUCUGUAGUUUAUGCUUGCCUUGGAAGUUUAUGCAAUCUCAUAACCGACCAGCUGAUAGAGCUUGCAUUGGGUUUAGAGGCAUCAGAAAAACCAUUCAUUUGGGUUGUAAGGGGAUGCAGUCAAUCAGAGGAGUUGGAAAAUUGGAUUUCAGAAACUGGAUUCGAGGAAAGAACGAAAGCAAGGAGCCUUUUGAUUCGGGGUUGGGCGCCGCAAACACUCAUUUUAUCACACCCUGCAGUUGGGGGGUUCUUAACACAUUGUGGUUGGAAUUCGACGUUGGAAGGGAUAUGUGCAGGGCUGCCCUUAGUCACAUGGCCACUGUUCGCAGACCAAUUUCUCAAUGAAAAACUAGUUGUACAAGUUCUUAAAAUUGCUGUGAGUGUUGGGGUGGAAUAUCCAGUAAAGUGGGGAGAGGAAGAGAAGAUUGGGGUAAUGGUGAGAAAGGAAAAUGUGCAGGAAGCCAUAGAGAAAGUGAUGGAUGGAGAAGAAAGACAAGGGAGAACAGAGAGAGCCAGAGAGUUUGGAGAGAUGGCAAAGAAAGCAGUAGCAGAAGGUGGAUCUUCUCACCUUAACAUGACACAGCUAAUCCAAGAUAUCAUGCAACAAGGAAGUAAUUGCAGUGAGAAUUUCAGAAAGUGAGAGAUAAAAGAUAGAUUUCCAACUCCCUUGUUCUUUUUUACCAGACUAACAUAUUGAAUAUCCAUCCUACAAGCUUAAACCAAUUUGUACAGAAUUCCUCUAUUUACUUCUUUUACCUUCUAUGGUAAUAGUAGGCGCUAUUUCAAUGUUCCAUAUUUAGAUGUGUGGGAGAUAUAGGGUUGCGUGGUUCGAUACAA